Molecule: messenger RNA, 693 nt
Organism: Paramuricea clavata
Lineage: Eukaryota; Metazoa; Cnidaria; Anthozoa; Malacalcyonacea; Plexauridae
Source: the annotation of a GenBank genome assembly
AUGGCAACAGUCGUCUAUAACUAUUUCAGCGAGAAUUUUGGAUAUGUCAACAAUCAUAAUGAUGUUCAAUACCAAAGAAAAUAUGAAAGCUUUUCAACUAAAGAUUUGAAAAAAUCAUUAAAGAAAUUAAAAUUAGAAAACGGAGAUAUCUUGGAGAUCAAGUUUGUCGCAAAGAAACUGCGCAACCUUCUUAAUAAGUCUAAUACUACGGACCCAAAUAACACUGAUAGUCAUGCGUCUGCAAAUAUUGAUCACGACAGUCUGAUUGGUAAAAGUUUCUGGGGUUUCGUUAAACGAUUUUUCAAAAAGAAUACUAGCUCAUUUCCAUCAUUUAACCUAGCAGAAUGUACAUCAUAUUUUACCAAAACAUUGUCCGCGAUUAGCCCAACUAAAACAUUCAACAUCCCCAGUUGGAUCCCAAAAUUUGCAUCUCCCCAGACGCCUUUUAAUCUUGACCCCCCGACCUAUCAAGAGAUUACAAAUGUCAUCCGUAAAAUGAAACCGUCUGGCUCACCAUGUCCACUUGAUCAAAUAUCUAUCAUCUGUUUUAAACGCUGUCCUUAUUUGCGCUCGUACUUAACUGAGAUAAUCCACGCAGCCUGGUCUUGCGGUGUUGUCCCGUCUGAAUGGAAGAAAGCAUGCACGAUUCUAAUUCAUAAGAAAGGAGAAACAGCAAACCCAGCGAACUUUUGA